Molecule: messenger RNA, 696 nt
Organism: Sclerotinia sclerotiorum 1980 UF-70
Lineage: Eukaryota; Fungi; Ascomycota; Leotiomycetes; Helotiales; Sclerotiniaceae
Exons: 1
Coding region: 1-696 (231 amino acids)
Biological process (GO): rRNA processing; tRNA 5'-leader removal
Cellular component (GO): ribonuclease P complex; ribonuclease MRP complex
Molecular function (GO): ribonuclease P RNA binding
Source: RefSeq, a predicted model, not a curated record
AUGGCAUCGAAAGAUAAUAACAUCGCGACUCAAUUAUUAUCGCGAGCGCAUUCUCCUGAUACUACGAACAGAAUCUUCACUGAGAAAAUAAAACAGCGACCAUUACACCUCAAACCUACAGAACCAAACAAUGAACAACAACAUCGUCGCCUCGAGCGACAGCGAAAACUUGCUCUACGUAAGAAGAAAUUGAAGCCCGCCCCGCUGUCAGCUAGAGAGAAGCGUGCUUUAUGUCUAUACGAUGUACCCAAAUCUGCACAAAAAUACAGCAUUUACGAACCUUUACAUAAAAUGUGGUUGGGAUACAUUUCGGAAGUGUUAGGAGGGGAAAACUGUAUGCCAGUUACUGGACCUGCAGCUGCUAAAUUAUGUAGUGCCGACUAUCAUGGAGCGGAACUUGAGGUUGUGAGAAGUAGGUGUGUGGGUAGGGUCGGUGUCAAGGGAAUUGUGAUUAAAGAUUCCAAGGGAGUUUUUGAGAUUAUCACGAAGAAUAAUGAUUUGAAGGUUCUGCCGAAGGAAAAUACUAUUUUCAAAUUUACGAUACCAACCCAGGUGGCCAACGGCGAUAUGAAGUCAGAGAAGGAUGGAAAAUCGACCAAAGAUUUGGUGUUCGAGUUACAUGGUGAACAAUUCAUGUACCGAGCAGCUGAUCGAACGAACAAGAAAUUCAAACCACAUUUCUUACCUCAUGUAUGA